UUCCAAAAUAGUUUUCGGCAUGGCAGAGAGACUACUCCCUUCCCUCCUCCCUCCAGGAGCAAGCCCAGACACAACUAAAGACUCACGUCUGUAGUGUCAGUCAGCCUUUCAUCUGGAAAACUCAGAGGAGCUGCUCCAACUCUGAAGAUUAUUGUUUGGGACAUGUAAUGCCGAAAACAUUUUAAUGUCCUAGCAUUUAUUGACAAUGGUCUGUCUGGACUGUAACUCCGUCUAGAGGAGGUGUCUGCUGAAGAACUUAGCGAAGUGAAAGGGACGUUCAUCCUGCGAGCUCCAUUUCUGUGGAUGUACUUUUUCUGUGAUUGCAACUUCAGGAAGGUAUUUUCAAUUCUUUGGUCUUUCUGACACUUUCUGUUGACUAUCUACGACUCGAGGAGAUCUUUGCCUGUCUCUGUUCAGGCAUGACGGGUCAGGAGAGGAGUGAGGAGAAGAGUGAAUGUGUGUCCCUGUCUCCGAUGAGGGAGGCUGUGCCUGCCCCACCUGAGUGUGAGAGGGUGUGUGUGUUUGGGACGGGGGACCUGGGGCGCUCUCUGGGCCUGCGUCUGCUGCAGGCAGGGUACGGGGUGGUGUUCGGCAGCCGACGGCCCCACAGCAGCAGCAGCCUCAUACCCCACGGAGCACAGGUCCUGGGCCAUGCUGCUGCUGCUCAGUCAGCCCAUCUGAUCUUCAUUGCAGUCCAGAGAGAACACUACGACUUCCUGGUACCACUGGCCAAUCAGCUAAAGGGAAAGGUGUUGGUGGACCUCAGUAACAACCUGAGGAAGAAUCAGUACCCAGAGGCCAACGCAGAAUACCUGCAAAGCCUGGUCCCUGGAGCUGAGGUGGUUAAAGGCUUCAACACCCUGUCUGCCUGGAGUCUGCAGAAUGGACCUUCAGAUGCCAACAGACAGGUGUAUAUCUGCGGGGAAAGUGUGGAGGCCAAGCAGGCGGUGAUGGAGGUAGCCACCAAGCUGGGUUUCAGUGCCCUGGACCGGGGCUUUCUCUCAGUGGCCCGGGAGCUGGAGGACUUCCCCCUGCAGCUGUUCCCCCAGUGGAGGCUCCCCCUGUACAUCGCCACUGGCCUCAGUGCUGCCUUCUUCUUCUACCUGCUGAUCAGAGACAUCAUCUAUGCAUACGUCACCCAGGGCAAAGACAUCUCCUUCAGAAUCAUGGUCUCACUGGCUAACAAGGUGUGUCCCAUCGUGUCUCUGAUCAUGCUGUCUCUCUGUUACCUGCCUGGUGUCCUGGCUUCCUUCCUGCAGCUCUACAGAGGCACCAAGUACAGGCGCUUCCCUGAUUGGCUGGACCGCUGGAUGCUGUGCAGGAAACAGCUGGGUCUUCUGGCACUGGGGUUCGCCUUUCUGCAUGUGCUCUAUACACUUAUCAUACCCAUACGGUACUAUGUGAGGUUCAAGGCCGCUGAACGCACUGUCUCUAUGAUCAGAGAGAACAGGACCACUGAGUUUGAUACAACGAUGGCCUGGCGUGGAGACUCCUACUUAUCUCUGGGAAUUCUAGGAUUUAGCCUGUACGUCCUAUUGGGAAUCACAUCUCUUCCCUCUGUCAGUAACGUUCUCAGCUGGAGGGAGUUCAGCUUCAUACAGUCCAAGCUGGGUCACCUGACUCUGCUGUUGUGUACGGCUCACACCUACCUGUAUGGCUGGAACAAGUUCCUGAGUUCCUCCACCUACAAGUGGUACACCCCACCGGGCUACAUGCUGUGUCUGGUGCUUCCCUCUGUGGUGCUGCUGCUCAAGCUACUGCUCAUCACCCCCUGUGUGGACCGAACCAUCACCCGCAUACGCCAGGGAUGGGAGAGGGGGGCAGAUCAGAGGAACCCUAAAGACAGCCAACCACUGAUACCUUAGACACAGACACACACAAAAUAACACCCUCAGUGUGAUGACAGCUUUGUCUUCAAGGCAUGAACUCUUGUUUCUUUGCUAUUAUA
Molecule: messenger RNA, 1948 nt
Organism: Oncorhynchus masou masou (cherry salmon)
Lineage: Eukaryota; Metazoa; Chordata; Actinopteri; Salmoniformes; Salmonidae
Product: metalloreductase STEAP4-like
Exons: 10
Coding region: 420-1865 (481 amino acids)
Biological process (GO): copper ion import
Cellular component (GO): plasma membrane; endosome
Molecular function (GO): ferric-chelate reductase (NADPH) activity; cupric reductase (NADH) activity
Source: RefSeq, a predicted model, not a curated record